Heterocephalus glaber (naked mole-rat) is the source of this 425-nucleotide messenger RNA. The record is from RefSeq and is a predicted model, not a curated record. Lineage: Eukaryota; Metazoa; Chordata; Mammalia; Rodentia; Bathyergidae.
UCCCGUGCGUGCCUUCGGACCUGUAGAGGAGCCGCUGGUGGUGUCUGUGCCGGAGCUUCGCCAGGGUGGCACCGCCCAGCUGGGAGCGGGGCAGCAUGGACGCUAUCAGCCAAUGCCCUGCAGAAGCUGUGCUUCCCAAGCGCAUCUUGGAUAUCUGGGUCAUUGUCCUCAUCAUCUUGGCCACCACUGUCAUCAUGACGUCCUUGUUGUGCCCAGCCACUGCAGUCAUCAUCUAUCGCAUGCGGACUCAUCCGGUCCUCAGUGGGGCCUCUGAGAACCAUCCAAGAGGUCAGGCUGGGGAUGAGGCCGCAGGUCCCUUCUCCCAGCCUGUUCUCAGAAACAGUGGGAUGGAGCUUCAAUUAGACCUGUGUUCUGAUUUUGAUUCUGCAGCUGGCCAACUGUGUGAAUUUGGUCAAGCGACCUAA